GCCCUUCCUGUGCCGAUCUCACAGCAGGAUUUCAAAACGCUGGGUAAGGCCAAUGAGGAACACAAACCUUUUCCCCCCCUCAUCUCUAAACUAUCCUACUAUUCCACAAUGUAUCUUCGGCACAUUUUAAUAUCCCCCCCAUCGAUCCUGUAUUACCCCAUCCACUGUUAUAGGAAAUGUACCUCCCACACCAAACCCCACAGUAUUAUCGCAAACUACUCCAUGACAUGGUUGAGGGCCCAGUACGCAUUUCUUACGUCGGACAAGCAGGAGGGGAAACCUGGUCAUCCCCUGGGCUUGCACAACAGGGCCUACCAGGAGGAACCAGAACAAGACAAACCCCCUUCUCCUACCCCCCUCUUACAGCAUGGCGACGACCAAUGCUGUGUACACUGA
This is a messenger RNA of Pelobates cultripes (western spadefoot toad), 396 nucleotides long. The record is from the annotation of a GenBank genome assembly. Lineage: Eukaryota; Metazoa; Chordata; Amphibia; Anura; Pelobatidae.